AUGUGGGUGACAGAUUUACCGUAUAAGCUGAUGCCCAAAGUUAAAGCCCAGGGAUUUAAAGUUGUUGCUGAUUCAUUGAAUCAUGAAGAUGGUACAUGGAAAUUGGAGGUUCUUGAACAACUUUUCUCACCAUCUGAAGUGGCAGCUAUACGUAGUUGUUCUUUUAGUCAAUAUGGGGGAGAAGAUAAAGCAAUAUGGGGCUAUGGGUCUUCUAGAAUUUUUCUGUCAAAUCAGCUUACUAUGUGGCGAUUUAAGACCAUAUUGAUUUGCCACAAUCGAAAGCCGAAUCCGGCUCUCAUCAAGGUGAUGCUGAGCUCUGCUUGUGCUGAGGCUCAUUGUGUGCAUCGGGUUUUAUGGUGGGCCAAUUAUCUGGGUUCCAAUUCCUUAGGCUUGGGAGAAAGACCUUGGAAGGUAGCAGAUGCCAGACUUGUCCUGGAAGAUGGUUCUAUUUGGAGGGCGAAGUCAUUUGGUGCUUCAGGAACCCAAAUUGGUGAAGUGGUUUUCAAUACAUCUUUAACGGGGUAUCGGGAGAUUCUUACAGACCCUAGUUACGCUGGCCAGUUUGUCUUGAUGACAAACCCUCAUAUUGGCAAUACCGGUGUUAAUUUUGAUGAUGAAGAAUCAAGACAGUGCUUCCUCGGUGGUUUGGUAAUAAGAAGUUUAGUAUCAGGUAUUACUUCAAAUUGGAGAAGCACAAAAACACUUGGUGAUUAUUUAGCAGAAAGGAACAUUAUGGGAAUAUAUGAUGUUGAUACACGUGCAAUUACCCGAAGAUUGAGACAAGAUGGAAGCCUUAUAGGUGUACUCAGCACAGACGAAGUUAAAUCAGAUGAGGAACUUGUAGAAAUGUCUCGUACUUGGGACAUUGUUGGUGUGGACUUAAUAAGUGGUGUCUCCUGCAAAGCCCCUUAUCAUUGGAGUGAUAAUACAGAUCCAGAGUGGGAUUUUAAUUCCAAGGGGAGAGAUGGAGAGACCUUCCAUGUCAUUGCAUAUGAUUUCGGUAUCAAGCAUAAUAUACUGAGGCGCUUGGCAUCCUAUGGAUGUAAAAUCACUGUUGUCCCUUCAACAUGGCCAUCGUCAGAGACUCUAAAGAUGAAACCAGAUGGAGUCAUAUUCAGCAAUGGCCCAGGAGAUCCAUCUGCUGUUCCGUAUGCUGUUGAAACAGUCAGGGAUAUAAUUGGAAAGGUUCCUGUUUUUGGAAUUUGCAUGGGGCAUCAGUUGCUUGGUCAGGCAUUGGGUGGUAAAACCUUUAAAAUGAAAUUUGGUCACCAUGAAGGAAAUCAUCCAGUCCGUAACCUUAGGAAAAACCUUGUUGAGAUAAGUGCUCAAGUGUGUUUGCUUAAGAAACUCUAUUGAUACCAUUGUACGAUU
Molecule: messenger RNA, 1371 nt
Organism: Cornus florida
Lineage: Eukaryota; Viridiplantae; Streptophyta; Magnoliopsida; Cornales; Cornaceae
Product: carbamoyl-phosphate synthase small chain, chloroplastic-like
Exons: 9
Coding region: 1-1356 (451 amino acids)
Biological process (GO): 'de novo' pyrimidine nucleobase biosynthetic process; L-arginine biosynthetic process; L-glutamine metabolic process
Cellular component (GO): carbamoyl-phosphate synthase complex; cytoplasm
Molecular function (GO): carbamoyl-phosphate synthase (glutamine-hydrolyzing) activity
Source: RefSeq, a predicted model, not a curated record